UGCCAAACUUCGAGACCAUGUCUACUCAGUCACGGUCGAGUUAUAUCAUCAUCACGUGGCACAACAUUUUUAUCCGGAAUUCUGCGGAGCGGGGCUUAAAGGCCUAAGUUUGCCUAGUAUUUUUCCUAACCUGUAA
This is a messenger RNA of Ambispora gerdemannii, 136 nucleotides long. NCBI's taxonomy places the organism in Eukaryota, Fungi, Glomeromycota, Glomeromycetes, Archaeosporales, Ambisporaceae. The record is from the annotation of a GenBank genome assembly.